CUCCCAGCGAGUUCAAUUGUUUGUGAUGCCAAAGGACCAAAACCCUGAGAUCUGAAUACAGAACGCAUGGAUGUCCUCGGAUCGAUGGACGUCCGAGAGCUCCUCUCCUCAGAGGACCUCGACGAGACUUCGCCACUCUCCGCGCCCGACCUUAGCCUCCUCAUUGAUCGCCUCCAGAUCCGUUCCCUCCACAUCAAAUCCAAAGUUCGUGAGUACGUACUCUCCCAUCACCGUGAGUUCGCCGACAUAUUCUCCCGCAGCGCUGCAUGUGCCGCCGGAGCCGAUGAAGCCGCGGCCGCCCUUGCUGAAGUGCUUCGCCUCCUUUCCGACCAUCCCGUCGACCGAGAGAUCCGCGACCUCGUGAAGGAGAUCGGGAGGAAGAGGCGGGAACUCGAGCAGCAGAGGGCGGCGCUGGGGUUUGUGGGGACAAUUUCUAGUUUGCUUGAGAGAUUGAAAUUUGCGAGGGAGGAUGUUAGGGCAGGGAGAUUGGUCGAGGCGGCAGUUGCGGUGAGGGAUUUGAAUAUGGGGCUUGGGGUGUCAGAGAAGUGGGACGAGAAUCGCGGAGUGGAAGAGCCGGCAGUAUUUGGGUUCUUGAGGAAGGAGUGUUUGGAGUGCUUUGAUGAGCUACAAUGCGUCCUCUCGCGAAGUAUGGAAAGUUUGGUCCAGUUCGAGCCUGAAAAUGGUACUGUGACUGUCAGGUCCACUUUCAGAAGUGGGAAAACAAUUGAACUUGUGUUGCGUAGAGUAUUGGAAGCCAUGGAGGUUGUAGAUGUUCUGGAUUAUGGCCUGGCAAAGGUAACUGAUUUUAUGAUGAAGCAUGCGAUAGGCCCAGCAAUAACUAACAAAGGCAUCCGUAUUUGGGAAGAACCUAAUCGGGACUCUGCUGCUAUGCUCAGAAUUAAUUUAUCAUCUGAACAUCAUGGAGAAACUGAAGUUGUGGCAAUUUUUUCUAGCCUUAUUCAGAUUAUAAAGUUUAUCUACAAAUUUGUCUGCUUUGAGAAUGGAAUAUGGAUGCAGUGCUUUGGAAGGCUGGUCUGGCCAAGAAUGUCAGAACUUAUCAUAUCACAAUGUCUUUCCAAGGCUGUUCAAGAAGAUGCUACAAAGAUGGUGGAAUUAGAGAAUAUUAUUAGGAGCACUUCUGAGUUUGAGAACUCUUUAAAGGAAAUGAAUUUUAUCUCUUUCAGCAAUAAAAGUGAAGAAAGGUUGAGUCAUUUUAUUCACAAUGUCGAGGUUCAUUUUGCUUCUAAAAAGAAGAAUGAAAUCCUAGCAAAGGCUCGCAAAAUUCUUCUUCAGUUUUGUUCCCUGGAAGCAACCUCAAAAAGUGGUAUGCUGUUUGAUGAUGCUUAUGAAGUUACGUCUGUUCAUGCUGCUGACUUGCUUUUUCAACCUGAAAAGUGUUUUGUAUCAAGUGCAUUGUGUCAAGUCAUACAACUAGUGCACGAAACACUUAAGGAUGCUUGUUUGUCAUCUGCAAGAGUGGCGAAAGAGUUAUACCAUGCUUCUAGGGAUGUUCUACUAUUGUACAAAGCUAUCAUACCAAUGAAGGUCUUCAGACAAACAACUCGAGUUAUAGCAUUCUUUUGCUUGAAGAUUGGCGAAGCAGCUGCAUAAUGUUAGCCAGCAAGCAGUAAUUGUGCAUAAUGAUUGUUAUUAUUUAUCUCAAGAGAUUCCUGGGCUUACUUUUGAG
Messenger RNA from Dendrobium catenatum, 1687 nucleotides. Its product is annotated as centromere/kinetochore protein zw10 homolog. The record is from RefSeq and is a predicted model, not a curated record. Gene Ontology annotation, biological process: endoplasmic reticulum to Golgi vesicle-mediated transport; mitotic cell cycle; mitotic spindle assembly checkpoint signaling. NCBI's taxonomy places the organism in Eukaryota, Viridiplantae, Streptophyta, Magnoliopsida, Asparagales, Orchidaceae. Gene Ontology annotation, cellular component: chromosome, centromeric region; nucleus; RZZ complex.